AUGGACUUUGGCUCAAAAAAAGCUACCAUUUGGAUUCAAGUUCCGAACUACACCACUGGCAGCGACUCCAAUUGCGCACUGGCGUCGGGCAAUAUCCACUGUGCCAUUGGACGCGCUAAAUUUGGUCCCAAACUUAUUUUUGCGUCGGUGCCUUGCCCAUCUACCAUCCAUCUCUCAAGCACUGGCCAUGGCGCCGUCUGGAUGCCCAAGACCUUCUAUCGAGCGUACAAAAGGCCCUGGAUUAUCUUCACUUCCUGCAACUCGAAAAUGCACUCGCUCUCUCUCUCCGCUGCAUUCGUCACUGCCCUGGCGACCACCAGUGCCCUUGCGCAGACACUGCUCACCUGCGGCGCGUCCACUUACUUUUACUCCACGGCCAGCUGCUUCGACAACGCCGUCCUCUGCCCCGUCGUCAAUGGAGUGCGCACGAUCUCGUGCAACGGGCUCUGCUACGACCCGAACAAGUUCACGUGCGACAACACCACACUCAUCGGAUACAACCCGAACCUCUCGGGCCAGCUCUUCGACUGCGGCGCGGCGCGCUACGAUCCCUCCGCGUACGUUUGCUAUGACGGCGACUUCCUCUGCCCCAAAUCCGAGACGAUCGCAUAUCUCCCUUGCGGUGACGCAUGCUACUGGCCUGACUCCUACACCUGCUCGAAUGGCACGCUCGGCCCAAACCCCGGGCCGCGGGACUGCAUCCCGAAUUUCAGCGACAACAUCUUCUGCAAUGACCAGGGGUGCUUCGAGCUCGAGUGCUGCCCCGGGCUCAUUGCCGUGGCAGACAAGUGCCGCGACCCGUGCGACUUCGGGCCUAUUUGUUAACGGGAACUUGAAGGUGCAUUUCAAGUGCCAUUUGACUCGGAGUGUCUGA
Messenger RNA from Mycena indigotica, 874 nucleotides. RefSeq lists its product as uncharacterized. The coding region runs from base 1 to 825 and encodes 274 amino acids. Lineage: Eukaryota; Fungi; Basidiomycota; Agaricomycetes; Agaricales; Mycenaceae. Gene Ontology annotation, molecular function: carbohydrate binding. The record is from RefSeq and is a predicted model, not a curated record. The transcript has 7 exons.